Molecule: messenger RNA, 636 nt
Organism: Cucurbita moschata (crookneck pumpkin)
Lineage: Eukaryota; Viridiplantae; Streptophyta; Magnoliopsida; Cucurbitales; Cucurbitaceae
Product: dolichyl-diphosphooligosaccharide--protein glycosyltransferase subunit DAD1-like
Exons: 5
Coding region: 81-428 (115 amino acids)
Biological process (GO): protein N-linked glycosylation
Cellular component (GO): membrane; oligosaccharyltransferase complex
Source: RefSeq, a predicted model, not a curated record
GAGAUUUCCCUAGGAUUUCAUUUUGGACGGACGUCUUCAUUUGUUCUUUGCUCAUUGAGGCUCCAGAGCUCGGUAUUGCAAUGGCGAGAUCCACAAGCAAGGACGCUCAAGCUCUUUUCCAGUCGCUUCGCUCAGCUUAUGCUGCCACUCCAACGACUCUCAAGAUCAUUGAUCUCUACGUGAUUUAUGCUGUGUUCACGGCUCUGAUCCAGGUAGCAUACAUGGCGAUUGUUGGAUCGUUCCCAUUCAACUCCUUCCUCUCUGGCGUUCUUUCUUGUAUCGGGACAGCUGUCCUUGCUGUUUGUCUCCGGAUUCAAGUUAAUAAAGAAAACAAGGAGUUCAAGGAUUUGGCCCCAGAGCGAGCUUUUGCUGAUUUCGUUCUGUGCAACCUGGUUCUCCAUUUGGUGAUCAUCUGCUUCCUCGGAUAAAACACCUCAUUUUGGGUUCUACUUCUUUUCUUGCUUUCUUUUGAGAAUUAAAUUAAACCCAGAAAGUAGCUUAUGCUAGAAAUUUUCUACCAAACAUAGCAUAUUAGAAAGAGAGAGUUAUUCCUGCAACUGAAUUAAUGUCAUUCUGAGUUAUUUUCUACCGUGAUGUUUUUCCAGACAAUCAAAUGCGUCAACACUUUUCUGGCCA